AUGGCACUGAAACAAAAUCAGCAACUGGAAAACCGCAGCACAAUCAAAACUCUCAACCUCUUCAUGGACGAUCAGGGCACAAUACGAGUCGGAGGACGAUUAAAACACGCUCCGCUCAGUGCUGACGAGCGACACCCCAUCAUUCUGCCGCAAACCUCUCAUUUCACCGGACUCGUAAUCCAGGCUUGCCACCAACGAGUACUACAUGGCGGAACUCAGCUCACGCUGAGUCUUGUGCGCAAAAAGUUCUGGAUCCCCCGCAGGAGGAUGCCGGUUAAACGCAGAAUACACAGGUGCAUCACUUGCGUGCGAUGGCGGGCGGUCUCUCCGCAACCAAUGAUGAGCAACUUGCCUUCUGCUCGCGUACAACCGAGUCGGCCGUUCCUGCGCGUGGGCCUUGACUAUGCCGGUCCGAUAUUUUUGAGAACCGCUCGCGGACGAGGCCAUAAGUUAUACAAGGCUUUUAUCUGCAUCUUUGUUUGUAUGAGUUCCAGGGCAGUUUAUCUGGAAGCUGUCUCAGACUACACGUCCGACGCAUUUCUGGCGGCAUUCAAAAGAUUCUGUUCUCGCAGAAAGCUGUGCACCGAUGUUUACUCCAACCGGGGAACCAACUUUAUCGGGGCCGAUGCCCAACUGCGGGCUCUUUUCCGGGCAGCAAACAAAGAGGCUCAGCAAAUUGCCAACAGCAUCGGAAAUCAAGGAGUUCGAUGGCAUUUCAAUCCACCAGCCGCUCCACACUUCGGUGGCAUCUGGGAAGCCGCAAUUAAGUCAGUAAAACAUCAUCUUCGCCGAGUGAUAAGAGAUUCGACCUUGACUUUCGAGGAGAUGUCCACACUUCUCUCUCAGAUCGAAGCGUGUUUAAAUUCAAGAUCGCUUCAGGCAAUGUCAGAUGACCCUACAGAUUUAACUGUACUAACUCCAGGGCAUUUUCUGAUUGGAGAGCCUGUUCAGAGCGUUCCGGAACCACGAAUCGACAAGAUUCCUGACAAUCAACUUGCCAGAUGGGAGCUUAUUCGGAAGAUGAGAGAUCACGUGUGGCAGCGAUGGUCACAGGAAUAUCUACGUGAGCUAUCCGCCCGCAGUAAAUGGUGGAAGCUAUCUAAAAAUCUGGAGGUGGGUCAGCUAUGCCUCCUGCGUUCAGAAGCAUCUCCGCCAUCCAAGUGGCCAUUAGCACGCAUCACGGCUGUCCACCCCGAAGGAGACGGCCAAGUGCGCGUCGUCACGGUGCGAACAGCAUCGUCGGAGCUAACGAGACCAAGCGUAAAGAUCGUACCUCUGCCAGCCGCGUUUGGCGAGGGUUAA
Messenger RNA from Pseudomyrmex gracilis, 1302 nucleotides. RefSeq lists its product as uncharacterized. The record is from RefSeq and is a predicted model, not a curated record. The transcript has a single exon. NCBI's taxonomy places the organism in Eukaryota, Metazoa, Arthropoda, Insecta, Hymenoptera, Formicidae. Gene Ontology annotation, biological process: DNA integration. The coding region runs from base 1 to 1302 and encodes 433 amino acids. Gene Ontology annotation, molecular function: nucleic acid binding.